CCUUGAAGUGCUUAGCCUCUCCAUAAGGUCGUGUGUGCCUUUAUACAUUGCCAUCUCAGGAAAUUCAAGUCUGCACGAAGUCAGUGCAGAGGGAUUCCAUGCAUCAUGAAUGAUUCAAUCUGUUCUGAUUAUAGCGAUAAACGAAAGCGGCUCGUUCACUGGGGCCCAAUAUGUACGCUCUGGAUCAUAUUUUUCAUCACUUUCAGUAGUUUAUGGAGCGUUCUGCAAGUAUUACCUCCAUUUUCCUCAACAUUUGGCCUGAUAUUAUCUAUCUGCAUUUGUUCGUGCUUCUAUGUGACUUUAAAGUCUUAUUUUUGUGCAGUAUUUGUUGGUCCAGGGUUUGUUCCUUUUCAGUGGAGGCCAUCUGACCGUAUAUUUGAAGAAAAACUUCAGUUUUGCAAUGUAUGUAAGGGCUUUAAACCUCCUCGGGCACAUCACUGCCGAUCUUGUGACCGGUGUGUUAUGAAAAUGGAUCAUCAUUGUCCAUGGAUAAAUACAUGUUGUGGUCAUCUUAACCACGGAUACUUUCUAAUAUUUUUGUUAUUUGCCCCAUUUGGAUGUAUUGCUUCUGGUGUGGCUUUAUCAGUUUCCAUUUACAGAAAUCCAGCAUUUUUCCCCAGUGUACUUUUACGGAGACCGACAUCAAAUAUUUUCUUCUUCAUAGCUGAUCUACUUAUCACAUUGUUUGCUUUGGGUUUGGCUGUUGGAGUAACGCUGUCCGUUGGAAUUUUAGCGAUUCUUCAGUUGAAAGCCGUUUCACGUAAUCAGACAGGAAUAGAGUCAUGGAUCGUGGCUAAGGCAAAAGUUUGGAGGAAAGAUUUAGGAGAAGAGCGACCGUUCCGGUACCCAUAUGAUCUCGGAAUUUUUGAAAAUUUUCAACAGGUGUUUUCACGUUCUGACAGUUCUAUGAAUGAUGGAUACUACUGGCCUGUUUUAGAAGGAUGCACUCAAUAUGAUUUGACGAUGGAGCAAAUUUACCAGAAGAAACUAAAGCAACAAGUUCGGCGCGUAUUCACGAUUACUAAGGCAUAUGAUGGAAGUUGGUGUAUGUGCUUCCGUUAUGGUUGCUUGACUGUGAUUCGUUCUCCAUAUUUAGAAGAGCGAAGAAUAUCAGUCAGCGUAGGUGAUACUCUGCUGGUGACAAGGAAAACAAAGUGAGUGAAAUAUGAAGCACAUUUAAUAUUUAAUUGGAUGAUGGUGACUAGCAGUGGAAUCCAGGAUGCGCACUUCGUCCUAUUUGGGACUCGUCAACUGGAUGCACAAUUAAUAUUGUUUCAUUUCAAUACUAGGUUUAAGUACUUAUCCACUUAUCUCUAAUCUGUUUGUUUUAGCUGUUAUCGUCUGUCGAUGUUGUAGCUAUUUUGCAUAACUAGUUUCCCGAAGAACUCAUUCUCAAAUAAUUCUGUCUUGCAUUAGAAUCGAAAGCUGUGUGCAUGUAUUGGAUUGUAUAAUAUCCGUAUUUUGUGUUUAUUAGUGAGUUGCUUUUUGAUAUAUUCUUAAAGUAGAAGGAAAAUUUUUUUUUAUAAAUAAGAUUUUAUUUUGAUAAAUCACACAGUUAUACAGUAAUAUUAACUGAUGACGUUUCGAGCACAAACUGUUGCUCAUAAUCAUAUCAAGUCACUCAUACAACUUUUUCCUUCAUUUAUAUACAUGAGUGGGAUUGAUUAGAUAUUUGGAUAAAAAAUCAGUAUAGGAUAAUGUACAUUCAGAAAUAAUAAUAAUAUGAGUGUUAUCAAUCAAAUACAAUCAGAUGGGAAAUAAGACGAGUGCUUUUUUAGUCAUAAUAAGUUACCUGUAAGAAUGUUGUGAUUUGCUUGAAUUUAAAUAGAAUUUUGAGAUUAUUUAUUAUCCUCUUCUGAUUUCACUGGCGGUAAUAAUAUUUUCCAUAUUUCUGGUAUUUGCAUUGAGUCAUUUCUGUUGCAUGUGUUGGGUGUAGACUCAAUGAACCAGGAUUCAGUAAUCAAUCUCUCUCUCUCCACUUACAUGAAAAGUGAUGUAAAUUCUGCAGCUUGCCACUUCAAGCAAAAGCUGUAUAAAUAAGGAAUCAAGAGUAGGGAGAUGAAACACGUGUUCAGCAUUGUAGUCACAAUGUAUGCACAGCGAAUCAGUACAACUGAUAAGAACAGCCUAAUGUAUCAUCUUUUGCUCGAAGCAUUUUAGGUGAUCUCUUGAUGGUGGUUGUCAUUAGACCAUCUCAUUGUGGAAUAGUUUGUCAUGAUUUGACAGCUAACGUGCAUCAUGCAAAUAUCUGUUUUUUAUUUACCAGGUAUUGGAUUUAUGGACAGUUGGUUCAAUCUGAAAUUCCUAUUCAACAUUGCGUGGGAAGUCCAAUGAAAAUUCGAGGAUGGGUUCCCCGUGUUUGUGCUUCGGAAGUUAAAUCUAAACAAGAAAUUGACAGGUUAACAGGCUCACUUAAGACCGACUGAAAAGUUGAAGUUUUUACGAAAACAGUAGGAUAUUUUCACGGGGAAUCAUUGGAUUGUAUUUCGAACAUUUUUAGGUUGUUGAAGUUAUUCAUCUUCUUGAAUACUAAUUUUUAAUUUGACAUAUAUAUUUCUUUAUUAAAAAAUAUGCCUGAG
This is a messenger RNA of Trichobilharzia szidati, 2579 nucleotides long. The record is from the annotation of a GenBank genome assembly. NCBI's taxonomy places the organism in Eukaryota, Metazoa, Platyhelminthes, Trematoda, Strigeidida, Schistosomatidae.